AUGUCUAGCGGCUACGCUGUCUGGUGUACCGUAGAAGAUCACGAUGAAGCAAAGUUUCAGACACGAAGGUUUACAAGUGGCACAAAAAUCAAGACAGAAGGCAAGCGAAUGUGGUUCCUUAAGAAGGGAAUAUGCAAGAUCACCGAAUUCCUGCCUACACAAGGUCGUCGUCAUUAUCACGACAUACACGUUUCACAGGGUGCAUUUGUUGGCGAACGGAAUAUCUUAAGGACCAAAUGGGGUGGCCAAUAUUUGCCGUUGAUGUGGCCUAAACGACGUUAUGAGACGACUACUUUCUGUGAGAUGGUGGAGGUCAAAGAGGAAGCCAUUCAACAAAUUAUCGCUGUGGAACCCUCAAUUUACACCACUAUCAGCAAUGAAAUACAAGCUCAUCGGCUUAUCACUGAACUUCGGCACAGCUACAAGAAAAGACAUGACAUGACUGUUGAGAAUUUCUGGACAAGUUUCCAACGUUGUGGCAAGUCGUUCAAAAAAGAGGAACAUUUGACGGUCCCCGAAGGUCGAAUAGCAAUUGUGGGAAGACAUGACAUGACUGUUGAGAAUUUCUGGACAAGUUUCCAACGUUGUGGCAAGUCGUUCAAAAAAGAGGAACAUUUGACGGUCCCCGAAGGUCGAAUAGCAAUUGUGGGGUGCUGGACUCAAAUAUUACUCGUGGUGCCGCGAACAGCGAUGGACCAUCAUCUCCAUAUCAGGGGUCCUGCAAAACUCUGGGUCAAACCUGCCGACAAAAGAGCGUCUGGGAUGGUGUACUACGAGAAAAUACGCUACGAAGAUUCUAACGAGGGUGUCGAAGUCAAUUCUUGCGUGUCAUUCGUACAUGAUACCUCUGGAGUGAGUAAUUUGUCAUAA
This is a messenger RNA of Cooperia oncophora, 870 nucleotides long. The record is from the annotation of a GenBank genome assembly. Lineage: Eukaryota; Metazoa; Nematoda; Chromadorea; Rhabditida; Trichostrongylidae.